UGUCGGUCUUGCACACAAAAUCCCAACAAAUCAUCUUGCAAUGCAACAUACCAAGGGAUAAUUUACAAGUGAUCAUGUAUAUGUCUGCAAGUGGCCCACUUUUACCCCCCCUCCUCAUUCUCCAGGUGUCCCCUGCUCAGCCAACAGGGGGACGGCGGCGGCGUGCGUCGGAGAUGGACCCCGACGAGAGGAGGCAGCGUUUUCUGGAAAGAAACCGGGCGGCCGCUUCUCGCUGCAGACAAAAACGAAAGCUGUGGGUCAACUCCUUGGAGAAGAAGGCAGAAGAUCUCGCCAACAUGAACAUCUCCCUAACAAAUGAAGUGACUCUGCUGAGGAAUGAGGUGGCACAGCUGAAGCAGCUCCUUCUAGCUCACAAAGACUGCCCUGUCACUGUCAUGCAGAAGAAGGCAGCUUUCUUAGCUGCAGGAGGAGAGGAAGCCUCGAGGGAGGCUUCCACCGAACACAUCGGCUCCCCGGCGGCGGUCAUUCAGCACGUGCCGUCACCCGCCGCCGUGGCCUCGAGCCCGGGGCCCACCAUAAAUGGACUGAGCGUCCGGGCUGCAGAAGCGGUGGCCAUGUCGGUGUUAGCCGGCAUGGGCUCGGGCCAGCCUGGAGGGGUCGUCAUCGCUCCGCAGUUGCAGCCAACCCCAAGAUGAUGUGCAGGCAGACGGCAGCCGGAAUGAACUCGAGUGACAUUCAGAGGCCGCACCGGCGCAAGGCUUGGUGUGAAGAGGGAACCCACCCUAACUCCCAUAGAUACCCCUCCUUUUCCCUCCUGAACAUCCUACAGUAAUCACACAAAGACCUGGUGCGGUACUUCUGCCAAACCCUCCUCCAGCAGGCUCCCUUUUCAGAAACGCUUCACCACUCUGUGUAUGUAAAUAUGAAUUAUGUGUCGAACACUUACUCUGCAGGGUUCGGGGUCAGUUAUGACAGAAAUGGUUUUAGAUCCAGAAGAAAAAUAUGAAAUGGCUUUUUAACCAAUUAGUUAUUUUAUUUCAGCUUGGAAAGCAGCAACAGUCCAACUUCUUCCCACACUGGCUGUGAUGAGGUUUGUUUCUUUCCAUGCUAACAGUUUUACUGUAAUAUAUCAUGAUUGUUUUUUUAAUUUGUAAAAAAGAGUUUUGAACAUCUGCAUUUGUUCAUAUAAUGUUUUUAGUUACAUCUAGGAAGAAGAUUAUUGAAUAUGCCAAUGUUUUUCUCAAUAAAUUUAUAUCUAAUGGCGUUAUCAACAUUAAAUUACACUGGAUGUGGGUGAUAUCCAUCCAUUUUCUUCCUACCCAGUUAUUCUUGCAGGGUUGCUGGGAGGCUGGUGCCUAUGUCCAGUGGUCAUUUAGUAAGAAGCGGAUGAUCAUCAGUCCCUGUUGUUAGCAUAAAUAAUCCAAACAUACAGAGAAAUCAACUUAACUCCAUAAAUUAAGUUGAAUGGAAAUAAAGUGAAAAACUUAAAGAAUAAGUGCUAAAUGUAGAAAUGUACUACACUAUAUGCUACUUGGUAGAAAGGGUUUCAUUGGUUGUGGCAGUUUCAACAUUGCAUAGAUCUUCAGUUCUUUCCAUUUAUGUCAAGCUUCCUGUUUGGCAAGAAAGCUGACUCACCUCAGUGAAAUCAAAUCUACCUAAAAGAGUAUAAAUGAAAUGAAGCUUAAGCAUGCAUUUUCUUCAUUAGUGGAGUUUUGUGCUGUGAGUAUAAUAAGCAAAGAGUCCAGGUUGGUUCAUUUUUUCCAAAAUACAUUUGAUUUCAUAACUAAAUGUAUGGAUUAGGUUUUGUUGAUUUCUUUGUCACCAACAUCUGGUGGGAAUUUUAUGUAGGUACUCCAUUUAAAGAUAUAUUCACAGGUAAAAAUGUUGACAUGUUUAAUGCUCAUUUUCAGUUGUAGCAAAAUCUUUCCAGAGUGCUGUGAAUGCAGUCUGGAAAAACUUUCUCUUCUUUUGUUAUUUUAUCAUCUGUCUUGUACUUUUUUUAUUUUAUAAAUGUUUGUCUUUUUUUCCCAGUCAACUCUUUUAAUAAUAAUGCACUCAAUGAAAGUUGGUUGAGUUCACAACAAAACAAAUCGUAGAUGUGAACACAGUUAAUCCUGUGAUUGUGUGCCCCUUGUUUUCAUUAACAUGUAACCCAUUUAGAAUGGAUAUCAUGAUAUUAGUCAAUUGUAUCAACCCCCUACUGACUGCAUGGAUUACUCGAGGCUGAAUAAUACCACUGUUUGUAUGUAGCCCAUUAUACUCUCACUGUUUUGUAACAUCAAUCUGUAAACGUGAAAAUUGGCCCGGUUCUGUUAGGAUUCCAUCAUUGGCCCCUGAAAACUUUGGGCUAUUGGAAUACUUUUAAUUGAUAAUCACAAGUGACAGGUUUUAAACCCUUUACCCAGACAUUUCAGUUGAGUAAAGAGUAGUGCAAUAUAUUUUUCUAUUGAAUAUCAAUGUUCUUGCUUUGAGCGGACGUGUGUAGUCCAGCUGCUGACAGGGUUUGCUCUAUUUCAGUCAAACGCUACAGUUACGAGGUGACCAAAGGAAAUGUGAAGAUAAUUGUUGAGUGAAUGGACUGUUAAUCAGUGUACAUGUUAAAGUUACAAAUGUUCUGAUUGGGAGCUUUAUACCAUAAAACUAGUGCUAUUACAUUAUGAACCAGAUUAAUUAUACAUGCACGGUGCUUCUUUUGACUUUCUUUUGCAGCUUUUUAAUAUAUGACAUUGUUCUUCCACGA
Poecilia latipinna (sailfin molly) is the source of this 2701-nucleotide messenger RNA. RefSeq names its product cyclic AMP-dependent transcription factor ATF-7-like. Lineage: Eukaryota; Metazoa; Chordata; Actinopteri; Cyprinodontiformes; Poeciliidae. The transcript is spliced from 3 exons. The coding region runs from base 75 to 656 and encodes 193 amino acids. Gene Ontology annotation, molecular function: DNA-binding transcription factor activity. Gene Ontology annotation, biological process: regulation of DNA-templated transcription. The record is from RefSeq and is a predicted model, not a curated record.